AUUUAUCUGUCCACGUUAUAUGAGCCCCACCAGCCUAGGUGUGCAUGAAGAAGAGAAGGCGGAAGCGAUGCAGGAGUAGUGUGCGGGAUGCUGUGGAGUGAAAGCGUCGUGGGUGGAAGGCUCAGAGCGAACCGGCGGGUGGUGAAAUACGAAUGGAUUCUCCGGAGCUGCUUCCCGCAGAUGAGAGAGGCAAGCAGCGCGAUCCUCCCGACGUCCUUGACCGGGUUUCCGGCGCGCUGCUGCAUGCCCGCAAGUCCGGUGGAUCAACAGGGGGAUUGCACCCGGGGGAGGGCGUCUGUAACCCGGCCCGAGGCAGCCAUGCCCAGAGUCAUUCAGCACCAAGGACGGCGCCGCGCAGGGGAGGCGCGGAGUUUAAACUCGGUCACCUCGGCGAGGAGAAAGUAAAGGUGUGUUGCGACGAGGAAUUAGAGACAUCUUUCACUUAUAUCGGAAAUGUUAACCUACGACUGGCCAGCCCGGAUAGCAAAAGUACUCACAGGCCUGUGCGCAAUGGCGAGCCUUGCUCCGAGACUUUACCGGAGUUUUCCUUCAUGUCAGAGGACGAUCUCUCCUUCGGGGAGGGCCCUGGGACUUCUAUAGACUAUGGCUUCAUCAGUGCAGUCACGUUCUUGGUAACCGGGAUCUCCUUGGUGAUCAUCUCCUACGCCGUGCCUCGCGAUGUGGUGGUGGACCGUGACAGUGUGUCGGCAAGGGAGAUGGAGAGGCUGGAAAUGGAGAGCGCGCGGAUAGGCGCCCACCUGGAUCGGUGCGUCAUAGCGGGGCUGUGCCUGCUCACGCUGGGAGGUGUGGUGCUCUCGACGCUGCUCAUGAUCUCCAUGUGGAAAGGGGAGAUGUACAGGAGGAAGGUAAUCGCUUAUUCCAAGCGUUCAGCCAAACUGUACGGCUCUAUCAGCCUGAAGACCAGAUCCAGCCCCAGCCACUCUUCCGCACAUUUGUCCCUGGAGGAAGAGAUAGAAGAAACUUUGGCUUAACAUGCUGCUCUGUCUAUGAACAUGUUGGGUAAAACAGGAAUUAAUGCCAUUCACAUACAUUAUCUAACAUAGUGUAGCCUAAAACUGUAUUCACACAAUCAAAUUCUUAAUUUGUUUGUCUUAUAAUGUCGAAAUAGCCUAAAUAUUGGUGGCUAACGAUGAACGAUUUGAUCCACAAAAUAUCUGAAAAUUGUGAUAAAUGUCCAUUUUAGAUUUUCAAAGUCCAAUGAGAUGUCUUUAAAAUCCUUUUUGCGUACACCCAAAACCAAAACAUAUUCACUUAAAUAUGAUAUAAAACAGAAAAAACAUAAAUCACCAUAUUUGAGAAGCUCAAAACAAUUUGCUGCCAGUUUGGCUUGAAAAUGACUUUCAUUUAAUCGAUCAUUUGCAUAUAGCAAAUACGUUUCUGUCUUAUAAUCAUUGCAUCUUUGUCAAAUUGUUCCCAAACGAUUUAAAAUGGCCCCAAACCACAAAAGACACUUGGGAGAUGGCUAAUAGCUUUGUGUCACAAACGUUGGAUCACUUUUUUUUUUUUUUUUUUCCAGGAAUGCAAUCUCUGAGAGCUUCCAUUUAUUAUUAAGACUAUUCAUAUUUAAUGCAACUGUCUCCAACAGAGAAAUCAUUCACAUACACAUUUGACGGAGCUGGGGAAAGUGUGUGUCCACAGGGCAUUGGAGUGGAGGAGAGAUGUAAAGAUGUCCCUGUCCACUGGGAUGUGGGAGCAUCAGCUUAGUGGUCCAGACGGUAAUAUCCAGUGACAGUCCCUCUGCUACAGUGCUGAGGUAAGCCAGUUUAAGCCCGGACUCAUGCAUCUCAGUCAACGUUCCACAUCAGUUUGAUGGCAGUGUGCAAUUUGACUGCAAUGGACAGCACCUCUGCACUGGCUUCCUCCUCUCUCCUCCUCCUCACCAACUCCACACAAUACUUCCCUUCCUCCUGCAGUUCUUUAAUGCUCACCCCAACCUUUGUACACUUGUAUAUUCACUCAUGUGGAAAGGGUCCUGGACGACCACAGUCAAGUGCCUGUGACAUUUCAACAAGCCUUUUCCUUACCUGCCUCCUCUCAUGUGAGGACGGACUGAAGAAUGCCUAAUCGCACAUGAAAGAGCUGCCCCACUUCCCAAAACCUUAAGCCUUCACCACUUCAAAGAGCCAAUUACAUUAAUAAAGUGAGGUAUCAGUCUUUUCCAAAGGUGAUAUUUGAUGGUAUUGUGAUCAUUUGUGGACUAAAAUAUUGCUAAAAUAAAGCUUAGGAAAAGAAGUUUAUGAUGGGCAGACUGGGUGAAAGAAUGUCAAUGCAACCGUGUACAGGAAAGUCAGAAAUAACUUCAUGUAACACUUUCUAUGACGGCCUUGUUAAUAUUGCAUUAAAAACCUACUUGUGAUGCAUUAUAAUCUGCUUAUAGCACUUUUUCUCUCACCCCACCAAGAAAAUUGCCUCUAUUGGACUCCUUAGUUUACCUCCUUGACCUUGCAGCAUCAAUAUGUAACACUUGCGCUUUUAUUGGCUAGCGCUCCAACAUAUUGUACAUGAUAGGUUUAGUGGCGGGACAUUGAUAAUAGAAUUGGCCAGCGGACCAAUCAGAGCAGACUGGCCUCUGGUUUGAGACAAAGGGUGAAAAGAGGUGCUGCAGCACAGGCAGUAUGAGAAAAACAAAGAGCUUUUUGAACAUUAAAGCAUGGAAACAUGCCAAAGCAGAGGCACAAAUAGACAUAUUAACCUGAAAAUGGGGCCCUUGAGGAGCACUCAACAAUGUUCAUGUCAUUAUAAUGCAUUUUUAAAUGAAUUAUGGUCAAGUAAAGCUUACAUUAUACAUUAAAUAAGGGUAAUACGUGGCCAGUAGGUGCUUUGAAUGAAGUUGUGCAUUUCAUGAAGUAUAGGCAGAUAUAAUAUGUCACAAUCUGGUUAUAAGUCAAUAUAAGUGAUUUUUAUGUCUCUAUUUAUAAAGGACCAUGCAUAAAUAUAUUUAUAAAAGAUACAGAUGAUGUAUGCCAGAUUUAGCUAUGUAGCUAAUUUUCAUUUCCAUCAUUAUUUGCUUAAAGUAAAACUAAAUCAUUAUAUCUAUGCGAGAAUAACACACACAUAAAAAAACUGAUGUAACGGGUCAUAACAUUUAACAUAUGAUCAAAAAUUAUAAUUUUUAAGUAUUUGUACGGGUUGUAAAUAUUGUAAAAAACAUGAUGAAUAUUUAUGACUGCUGAUAUCUACAAUUAUACAGUCCUAUAAGCAGAUUAUAAUGCAUAAUAUGUUUGUUUACGAUGCAUUAUACAUGGCUGUCAUCGAUUUUGUUACCCACGAUUUUAGCUCCUGUCACUGCUGUCUGCAGAGAAUAAGUAAUGCCCAACAAUUCUGUUGAAAACAUUUUUUUUUUUAUGUAUACCAUCCUGUAAGGCUCAUGAAUCAUGCAUGAAGCCCUAGCAUUAAUUCGCAUUUGAAUAUAUUCAUGUACACAGCCAACGACAAGCGCUAAUGGUUCUCGUGCAGUGUCACUGUUACCUUAGUUUCUCGCCCUUUGUUAUUUCCCAGGCUUUUAAUGUGACCCUAUUUCAAGGCUUACAUUGAAAGGACAUGAGUCAGCCUCUCAUAAUGAGAUGCGUAGGCUGAUUAUUCUGUGUUAAACUGCUCAAGGCCACACCGCUGUUGCACAUUCAUUCAGUUGCAUUUCUUUUAUGUACACUGUCACAGCAUAUUUUUCGAAGUGCCAGUCACAUCACAGUCAAGUGAAAAGACUGGAUCACUAAUGAGGUCUUAAGGCACAUUAUGGUUCAAAAUAAUAUGCAACUAACGCUAAUGUUACCACAGCUUUUCAUCUUCCGUAACCACAGACCUGACAAGUGUGUGUGCA
Eleginops maclovinus (Patagonian blennie) is the source of this 3838-nucleotide messenger RNA. Its product is annotated as transmembrane protein 74. The record is from RefSeq and is a predicted model, not a curated record. NCBI's taxonomy places the organism in Eukaryota, Metazoa, Chordata, Actinopteri, Perciformes, Eleginopidae.